Molecule: messenger RNA, 2184 nt
Organism: Xiphophorus couchianus (Monterrey platyfish)
Lineage: Eukaryota; Metazoa; Chordata; Actinopteri; Cyprinodontiformes; Poeciliidae
Product: F-box only protein 30-like
Exons: 3
Coding region: 178-1596 (472 amino acids)
Molecular function (GO): protein binding; zinc ion binding; ubiquitin protein ligase activity
Source: RefSeq, a predicted model, not a curated record
AAAAAAAAAAGUGGUGGCGAUUGUGGCUAGGCUAGCUAAACAUGUUUCCAGAGGCAACUAUGCUAACACACGGGUUUACCCCAUAUAUGUAGACACAAACAAGUCGUAUCAUGCAUUUUCCAGUGAACAUGACUUGAGAGGCACCCGACGAACCAUUCCACCCCCUUAAUUCUGAAGAUGGAGAACCAUAUUCACUGUAUCUCCUGUGUUAACCGGAGGUGCAUGGCACAGUCUGAACCAGGAGUUUCUUGUGAGAUUAUCACAUGCCCUUUAAUGUGUGGGGCUAUGUUUCAUUCCUGCAAAGGUAAUGAGCACCAACUUUUGUGCCCACUUAUGAAGGUUCCAUGUCUUAAUAGCAACUAUGGCUGCCCAGCUAUUCUGAUCCGUAACAAAAUCCCUGCACACAUGGAUGUUUGUCCGGCUGGGGUUGUCUCCUGCCCAGAGAGAUGGAACUUGCACCCAACAGAAAUCUUGGAUUUGAAACCUGGUAGGAAAUUAGGAAGUAUCUUGGAUGAGAUAAGGAGCCAUAAAGACCUUGCACUUGCUCUGGAGGACCGUCAGGCACUCCUUGAGACCAUAGAGGAGAUGGGGAUGGAAAGCUUAACUUACAAAGAUUCUGUUAUUGAAGAAGCGAUUCUGUUAGCUUUAGGAUUGUCUGCUUCUGAGGCAUCAACUGUGUCUUCCUCACUUCAAUUGCAGUCUGCUCCAAAAGGAUCCACAACAGAGGAAGUUGUUAGUGGAAUCAAAGAUUUAAAAAAAAGAGAUAUAAAGGAGAACUGUUCUAGUCUGAGCUGUUUGAAUGAAAGUGGUGCUCCUGAAAAUAUUGGUGUAUUAAGUAAAAAUUUAACCAAUGGAUCAUUUAUGGAAACAGAAGCCAUUAAUAUUUCAAAAGAACCUGUGACCCUUCAAAUAAUAUCACACACUUAUCCCCCCAUAUGCGGUCAGUCAUUUCGCCGCGACCAAUAUCCUUCCCAUUAUCUAAAUAUCCAUUGUGACUUUCACCCCAACUUUCGUGACCGCAUAGAGUCCCACUGUCCUCUGGCAUUGUAUGGAUGUAGGUUUUCCCAGCAGAGGCUGUGGCCAUCCACCCACAUGGCCAAGGUGAUUUAUCAUAAGCACCUUAAGUCGUUUAUAAUCCUGCCUUCUAUCAAUGCGGAACCUGCAAAGGACUCCCAGUCAGACCGGUUUAGUGGGCUCCCCAUUGAGAUACUGUGGCACAUAGCUAGAUUCCUGGACAGUUUUAGCCUCUGCCAGCUGUCCUUGGUGUCGAGGACUAUGAGGCAAGUGUGUGCCAGUCUCCUCCCUUCAAGGGGGAUAGUAGAGCUGCAGUGGGAGCGAGGACAUUUUCCUGGUCAUCCUCACACUAUGAGAUGGCAGGUCAAAAGUAAAGUGUGGAAAUUCAGCCCUGCCUUCAGUCCUGUGUACUCGUGGCAUUUUGUUGAUGUUCCCAGCAUGUCGGAUCACAUGAAGAAGUGUCCUUUUUUCAACAGAGCUGAGCUGAAGACUGAGCCAGUACCCCUUACCGCAAUGUGCACCGAACAAGACAGACUCUCAAUCCUGCAUUGUUAUCAAACCCUGCGUAGCCUCAUUGCUUGAUCAAGCAAAGCUGAUCUUCAUGAGAUUCACUGUGGAAUUAUGGGAAUGUUGCUAAUAAAAAUGUCCUUUCUUGCACUAAAUCAAAAUGGAACUUUUAUUAUUCAGAAACCCUUGCGCUAAAAUGAUGUACUAGUCAGGUUUGCAAUUUUGAGUCAGAAGAGAGGAGUAGACAUCAUGGAUUUGUGCUACAAAUAUAAGUUUUGCAUGAAUGGCAGCCUGGGGAAGCCCCUCCAACCCCACACUAAUUUCUCAUGGAUUUUUCAUGUAAUGGCCAUGGCCUUGAUAUGUAACUACACUUUUUAAGUGAGGUUUAGGUCUCGUCUAUCAGAUCUGAGUUUCUCUGUAGUCUGCUUUUUCUGGUGUUCUUCAGGGAUCCAUUUUGGGUGCGGUUUUUAUCUACAUCCCACCGUUAUGGCAUCAAUUUCAAAAUAUAUAAAAAUUUUGAUUUAUAAACUAAUAGUACUCAGACUGACGUUCAGCUGAAACUCUUCCAUUCCUUUUCAUGAAGCCCCACAGUUUGACUAAAUGAUUACUUACAGUAUGAAUGGACUUUUGUCAACUCAUACAUUAAAAGAAUGUGGGAUAGCA